AUGGAGGAUGGCAAUGUGCUGCCGACUCAAGAUGGGGCUAUCUCAGUAGCUUCUGCAUUUGCUGGUCAUCAAGAAGCUGUGCAGGACAGAGACCACAAGUUCUUGACUCGAGCUGUUGAAGAAGCAUAUAAAGGUGUUGAUUGUGGGGAUGGAGGCCCGUUUGGGGCAGUUGUUGUUUGCAAUGACGAAGUAGUCGUGAGCUGUCACAACAUGGUUCUCAAACACACCGACCCAACUGCUCAUGCCGAGGUCACAGCUGUUAGGGAGGCUUGUAAAAAGCUCAACCGAAUCGAACUGUCAGAUUGUGAAAUCUAUGCAUCCUGCGAGCCAUGCCCAAUGUGCUUCGGUGCCAUCCAUCUCUCCAGAAUCAAGAGGUUGGUCUACGGGGCGAAAGCUGAAGCAGCAAUAGCAAUAGGGUUUGACGAUUUCAUUGCCGAUGCUUUAAGAGGUACAGGUUUUUACCAGAAGGCUAAUUUGGAGAUCAAGCAGGCCGAUGGGAAUGGAGCUGUUAUUGCAGAACAAGUGUUUGAAAGGACCAAAGCCAAGUUUACCAUGUAUUGA
Linum trigynum is the source of this 561-nucleotide messenger RNA. The record is from the annotation of a GenBank genome assembly. Lineage: Eukaryota; Viridiplantae; Streptophyta; Magnoliopsida; Malpighiales; Linaceae.